Molecule: messenger RNA, 2729 nt
Organism: Engraulis encrasicolus (European anchovy)
Lineage: Eukaryota; Metazoa; Chordata; Actinopteri; Clupeiformes; Engraulidae
Exons: 2
Coding region: 1635-2729 (364 amino acids)
Source: RefSeq, a predicted model, not a curated record
ACAGGGCAGGCUCAGCUGCUCUAUAGGCUGGCAUCUUUGGUUGAAAAGAGUUUGACGUACUGGCAAUCAUUCCAAAAAUGAGAGCUUUUAUCUACUAGGCCUAUAAUAAUAAACCCUGUUUAAUGAGAGGAGGCGUGAAGGGCUUUCAACACGACACAAUGGAUUAGCCUAAUCUGAAAUGUAUAUGACCUAUGCAUAUGCAUGCAUAGGCCUUGUGUGAGUAGGCCUAGUGUGUGUGUGUGCACUGUGGGAUGGGGGUGUAGGUGGGUGGGUUGCCCACUAAAUUAGCACCCCCAACUUGGAAACAGGAUCUGUGAAAUGUAGGCCUGUGUAUCCCACGGGGCCUCAAAGUGUGUAUCUGUGCCCCCACAUUAAUGUUUGCAUUAAGAGCUGUGUUUGUCCGCGUCCUGCAGAGCGUGACCUGAAAUCCUGACUGGCAUUUUGACGGCACAUCAGCAGCGCAUUAAAAUGCAUUCAUCGCCACGCUAAUGCCGCCAAAAGUCCCGCCUGAAAAAAUAAAGCCAAUUCCUGCAAUGAAAAAAAGCCAAAGAGACAAGUGCUCCCCGCGGACUCGUGAGCAGUGAAAGCUGUCAGCGCCUUUCUUUCGUUCCACUGUGCCGCAGCGACUUUGAAUCCCAUAUGGGAUCUGAUAUCCUGCUCUAUCAAGUGGGAUUGUACAGUAUAGCCAGGUCUUUGGGCACAUCUCAAAUAAAUGAAGUCUGAAUUUAGGGGGUUAAAUCUACACAGAGAAAUUCGGCUUCCUGCAAAUCUGUCACCAGUCUAUAAAACUUGACUUCCUGCUCGCCUCAGGUAUGAAAACAGGAUUUGUCUCUCACACAUGGGCGACAGACUACUGUACAAAUCCAUCAGCCUCUCUUCAAAAUCUCACCAGUGACAUUCAGCAAAAUUGCCUUUCAUCGGGCCAAAAUAUGACACCCACCGAGGAAAAUACACUGUAUGGCUGCUUAAGCGGACCUGUAACGCGGGAAAUAAAUGUAGCCUGCGAAGUUUAUGAGCGGGCGUUCAGUCCAGUCCAGGCAUCAAUGCGCGCGCUCAACUCUCAGUGUGGCGCCAUGGGACUUCCGAAGAGCAGCACUGCCCUCUGCGGUUCAAACAUGGAAAAGAGCAGGCAGCGCAUCAUUUGUGUUGUGGCGAAGGAAGGGAGAAAGGAAAACUGGUCCAUUAAUCAUUGGGGAACGAGAAGACAUGUUGGGAUUUUGCAGGGAAUUGUGAUGUGAAAAUAUACACGAAUCUUACUACCCAAACGCUGGUCUGGUUCUGUUAAAAACAAGCCUGCUGUCGUUUUAGCUGUAGAUUAUUUGAUUCAACACAAAUUACAGGCGUGAUGCCAUUUAUUUGGUAACACGACGCAGUAGGCCUACCAUUUGGCAAGGCAAGUUUAUUAUAGCGCAUGUUAAAAAAUAUUAAGCUUAGUCCAGUUAUUUUCAAAUGCACUAGAUGGAGACCCAUAUGACGCGCUUGGCGAGCCACAGGUGUCGUCAUAAACGCUCGCUUGAUCACGUCUCAACCAAGAUAACGUUAUGACAUGUCAGCCGGGAUGAAUUUAUAACCGACCCUGCCAUUGACAGUCCUUCACUGGGAAGGCCUUGAAGGGGUUUGGUCGGCUUCCAAGCAUGGUCGGCUCGGUCCUAGCUGUUCUCGACUGGCUUGGAACCAUGUUCAAUCUUAAUUGUUAUUAUUUUUAUUUUGACACUAGGCCUAAAUCCCAGUUAACGUCUGGAAUGUCUAUGUUUGGUGAAUCCCUUGAAAGUUAUAUGGGCACUCUCUUUUUGAUUGUUAUUUACUGUAUUUUGUACAUCGGUAUAAACUACUGUAUUACAGUAUUUUCACAGGUAAGCCAUGUUAAGAGUGGGCUAUUACUGCCCGAUUCCCUAUUCAGUGUUGUUUUAUUGUAUAGAAAAAGUCAUUGCCAUUUUUGUUUCUUUUUUUUUCAGGAUGACCCCCUUGGUGACAUGAUACAUCUUCUCCAAAACUGGUCUGAAUGCUCUUCUAUGGACAACAAUGAAUUCCACAUUCUGAGGCUCUCCCUGCGCCACCCACGUCAGAUUGAACAUUUACUGGAAGAUGAUGUACCACCACACAAUACCUAUUGUCAGUCUUCCCAUCAGCCCAUGGCAAUAUCUACCUUCAGUCAAACCAACCAAGAGCAAGUGUACUGCCGAUCUAAGGCACUCAGUUUACCAGGCUGUGAAAACCACAUCAGGAACCCAGUGGCCCUCAAGCGCUGGAGGCGAGCUUGCGCGAUCAUCCGAACUGUGGGGAUGCUGCUCCCAGCUAGGCUGAAAACAUCCAACACACCAGCUUCUCCACAGGCCAAGCCCAAGCCCAAGCCCAAGCCCAAGAGGAUUGCUGCGAGAAAAGCUACCAGUCUCCUCUGUUUCCCCACAUACCAGCAAAGCAGUUUGAUGCUUUCCGCCCCCCAUCGACAGUCCAUCAUGAUGCACCCCCAGGCCAUGCAGAGGCUAGAGGCUCACGUGCGGCGCAAGAGCUGCCAACGCCUGUGGGGCUUCCCAAACCUGGUCAUCAAGUACGUGGGAGACCACGUGGUCCAGUUGGCCUGUGGAGAUGGCAAGCCCUUGCAGAACACCACGGGUAAACUACCCUGGCAGCUCUGGGCACAAAGUGGCCUCUGCUCCAAGCGGAGAGCGAAACUCAUGGAAAGGCUGCAGAAGACAACAUCUCCAACAUCUCCAAAAAGAACAUCUUAA